Paraphaeosphaeria sporulosa is the source of this 1703-nucleotide messenger RNA. Its product is annotated as regulator of G protein signaling superfamily. The transcript is spliced from 2 exons. The coding region runs from base 196 to 1368 and encodes 390 amino acids. Lineage: Eukaryota; Fungi; Ascomycota; Dothideomycetes; Pleosporales; Didymosphaeriaceae. The record is from RefSeq and is a predicted model, not a curated record.
CAGUGCCCUCGAUGACCCGGUCGCUGCGAUAACAUCCGCCCAUCGAUCGACCUGCCACUGGGUUCUCCGAACCUCGUGCCACCACCCGCCAAACUGGCGCAACAAUUCCGCCCUCAGUGCUGUUCCUGCGAAGGCCCAGACCCAACCGGUAGAAAUAGCGCCCGCCGCGUCUACAAACAAUUGCGGAGAAGCAUCAUGAACUCAAGAAAGACGGCCACCCAACCACUGCAAAUACGAACCCCCUCCUCCACCGCCUCGUCGCCCACCACGUCGACGGUCGAGCCCGACGACGAAGACGUGAAGAUGUCCAUGGCCGAGUACCACCAGCCCUCGCGGCCGCUCACCGUCUCCAUCCCUCGCAGCAUCGCCUCUGCCUCCAACCGAAGACCCAACCUGUCCGAGAUCCUAGCAAACACCGCUCCACCGCCCUACACACUUAGCUCCUUCAUGGCCUUCCUGUCCCAGAACCACUGCUUGGAGAACCUUGAAUUCACAAUGGAUGCCUCGCGGUACCGAAAGCACUACUCAAAGAUGGUCAACCGCCAUCCGGGCACUCCCAUCUCCCCCCUCUCUGACGAAUGUGCAUACGUCUUGAUGCUGUGGAGACGCUUGAUAGACGCCUACAUCCGCGAGUCCGGCCCUCGAGAGGUCAAUCUACCUGCCGACGUGCGCGACACACUACUCAACCUCUCCGACUCGUACGUCCCACCACACCCGUCGGCAUUGGACGAGGCUGUUAGCAAGAUCUACGAGCUCAUGGAGGAGAGCGUUCUGGUCUCGUUCCUCAACUCAGCGUCACCAAUGAGUGCGUUGGCUUCAGCCGUCAGCCACGAUAGCCACGAAUCAAGCACGACUCGUUCGUCCACCCGGAGCUACGACGAACGCACCCUCUACCAUCCGCGCACCUCUGCUCACCCUCCCGUCCAUCAACGUGCUUCUGCACCAUCAUCACUCACCUCCAACUUUAUGCAUGCACGACCAUUCUCUCACUCCCGCUUCAACUCCCAACCCGCAACAUCCUCCGGAUCACCUUCAUCUCGCGGCCCGCUCAGCUACGCUAGCGGUAGUGACGCAUUGACCGACGAUUCCGGCAGCAGAAGCCCAUCGGGCAUGAGCGACCCUCUGACUCCACCGGGAACGCCGCCGAUGAGCGACUACCCGAUGACCGAUUUCCAGCAAGCCUACUACGACAACGGAUCCAACAGUGGCACUCCCAGUCCCCGGACAAGCCGUGGUGAACACAGCGGUCUGGCGAACGCAACCCGAGACAGCUGGAAACGAGUGAGCAGCAAGCUAUGGCCGAAAAAGAGAAGCGGUGGCCAAUUGAGAGAAGAAGAGCAAGGAGUCGUGGAGGGUGGACUAUUCUAAUUCGUUUCGACCAUUUUGUAUCUUGGAAUUUUUCCCUUGAUCCGGCAAGAACUGGAUCGGAUCCAAGUAAAACGAUUACGACGGUGUGCUAUCAGAGCGACUCGCAUCUGCAUUGGGCUGCAUACCCCGGCGUCACUUGUCACAUUUUCCUGCAAGGCGCACUGGCGAUUUUACAUCUACACCACAUAUUGGGUGGUUUACCUUUGGAUUUAUACCGGCAUCAUCUUCACUUCUAGAUUCGGCGUUUACACACUGUGUUACAAAAUACUGGGGCCUGGGACGGUGGGCUUCAUUGUGCUUUUAUCUGGAUACCCAACCGUACGGGUGGGCUUGGG